This is a messenger RNA of Debaryomyces fabryi, 894 nucleotides long. It is a transcript of the gene SPC34, whose product is annotated as Spc34p. Gene Ontology annotation, cellular component: DASH complex; spindle microtubule. The coding region runs from base 1 to 894 and encodes 297 amino acids. Gene Ontology annotation, biological process: attachment of spindle microtubules to kinetochore. The record is from RefSeq and is a predicted model, not a curated record. NCBI's taxonomy places the organism in Eukaryota, Fungi, Ascomycota, Pichiomycetes, Serinales, Debaryomycetaceae. The transcript has a single exon.
AUGCCAUCGUUAAGUUACUUUCUAGACAGGACAAAACAACUGUGUGAAUCCAUACUGUCGUUGAAAUUUCAAUCUCCUGGAAUUUUUACAAAUUCAUUCAUAAAAGAACCCUCAAUUACAAGCUUAUUAAAAGAUGCAGAGGAACAUGAGCAGGCACUCUAUAAGAUAAACAAACCUACGGGAUAUAAUAACCUAUCUAAAUCAUUGAUUUCAAAUAAUAGUAACGAUAAAGAAAAGGAAUCGACGCGGAUGCAACUUGAGAUGAAGCCAGAAAGAAUCGAUGGUAAAUCGUACUAUGUUGAUUAUAGCUUUAAUGAUUUUACAAACCUCAAUGUGAACAACAAGCAAGCGCCCUCUGAACAAGUCAAGAGAACAGCUGUCAGAAUACCAGAGAUAGUAAAAGAGUCAGUCGAAACCUUCCAUGAAAACAACGAUGUACCGAAUUCACCAGAGAAGAUCAUCAAUGUAAACUUGAUACCUGAGUCUAUAAUUCAUUCAGACAACAUUAACGACAUAUGCGAGACGAUAUUGGGUUUGAUUAGACGGUAUCCAAAUUUGCUUCAAGAAAAGAAGACGAGUCCCGACGCAACUUUGCUAAGCAAUAUCGUCGAAUACCAUAAAGAAUACAACACUCUUAUCAACGAAAUCAAUGAGUUAGAGGAAGUGGUGGCCGAACAAAAGGACCAAUUGAACUUCUACAACAUCAACUUGAGCGAGCGAAGCCCAAUCGAUAGAAGCCCAACUCGAGGCAAUAAGAGAUCGCAUGAAGAAUCGUCCGACAUCACUGAGAACUCUGACGACAAUAUUGAUAUCGACGAGCUCAUCGCUCAGGAAGAGAGAGAAAUACAAGAGUUGGAGGACCAAUUGACUAAGCGUCAGAAGAUAAGCAUAUGA